Acanthoscelides obtectus is the source of this 4260-nucleotide messenger RNA. The record is from the annotation of a GenBank genome assembly. NCBI's taxonomy places the organism in Eukaryota, Metazoa, Arthropoda, Insecta, Coleoptera, Chrysomelidae.
UGGUGGUUGGAUGACAGUGACAGUUCGUAUCUUAAAAAAUUAUCAAUAAAAUUAAACAGAAUACGUGUUAAAAUUUGCAUUUACUUAUUAACUGCAUAAACAUAUAAGCGUACUUCGAUCUUACUACUAUACCAAAUAUGUGCUAACGCCAUAACAGUAUUAUUAAAGUGUAUAUCUACAUAAUGUCCAGGGUUUAACCAAGCGAAAUUACUACAAAUAUGUUUGCAUCCCUAAAAAACAAGAUUCGCGAAGAGACAGGCAGCGAUUUGUCCAAACUUACAGCUAAAAUUACAUCUUCUACAGUCCAGAAAAUAGAAUCUAUAAGAGGUCGCUCCCAUCAAGGGUCUACAUCAAGUCUAAACUCCAUCGUAUCAUCAGAGGGCUUCAGGGAGGAUGGCCCCAUUGAACCUGAGGAACUUCGGAGAAGGCUGGCCAAGCUAGAAUCGGACUUUGCCAGAAAAUUAGAACAGAAAGAACAUGAAUGGAAAGAGAUAACAAGGGACAAAGAUAAUCGGCUGCAUGCUUUGGAACAUGAGAAGGAUGAGGCAUAUAAGCAAAUAUCCAAUUUGAAGGAGGCUUUAAAGAAUGCAGAAGAAUUUAAACUGAAAAUACUAGAACUCCAAGAAAACACAGAGCAACUAGAAAGCUUGCAAUCUCAAGAAUUAUCAAAGGUAAAAGGUUUAGUAUUAUUACGUGACCAAGAAUUAGCGGGAAAAAACACUGCCUUAAAAGAUGCCCUGUUGCAAUUAGAAAAAUUGAGGUCCGAAGUAACCAGAUUAAGAAGACAAGAAGAACUUUUGAGUGAUGUGCAAGAUGAUUUAGAGUCUCUUAGACAUUCCACGUCUCGAGAUCUUGCUCAUUUGGCAGCUGAGUUAGCCAAAAGUGAGCAAGAAAGAAAGCAUUUGGCUGAUCUUGUGGUGAUUCUAAGGCAAAGUUCGUCAAAUGGCGUAACGCCGGACGAGAAGGAUGCACAGGAAAGAAGACUGUUGGAACAAAGAUUGGAAGAGGCUCAUUUACAUUUGGCUGAUAUAAAGACAUCAUGGAGUGAUAAGAUUGCUUCAUUGGAGACUCAGGUUGGCAGGUUGAGUAGACAGGCAGCUGAAGAGAGCAGUGAGCGCAGAAGGGCAAUAGCAGACAAAGAAAAAUUACUGGAGAAAAUAAAGCAAUUGGAAGCAGAGCUAGAAUGUAGUAAAUUCGAACUUAAUAAUAAGGAAGCAAAAAUAAAGAGAUUGACAGAGGAUGUGAACGAGCUAUCUACAGAACUUAAGUCUGUUCAAAAUGAUAGUGAUGAAGAAAUUACAUUCCUUAGGACCGAACUAGAUAAUGCUAAAACAGAGCUAAAAAUUGUAAGGAAGAACCUGGACAAUGCUGAAUCAGAAUUAGAUAAAACAUCAGAUGAGUGUAGCAAAUUGAAAUUAUCUGUAGACUCCGAGCAUCAGACAAGUGAUUCAUUGAGAGAAAUGAUUGCGAAAUUCGAGAAAGAAUUAGAGGAAGAAAGGGAAAAUUCUUUGAAUGUACAGAAAACUUUAACUAGAGUAACGUCUGAAAAGAAUAGUGCUCUUGUACGGAAUGCUGAGGUAUCGCAACAGAUAGAAUUGAUAAAGCAAGAUAUGAGACGACAAGAACGAGAAACGAAUGAACUUAUGAAUAAGUUAACGCAGCUUGAAGAGGAAAAUGCAAAACUAAAACAAGGAGUUUCGCUUCAGCAGAAGCUAAUGAAUAAUAUAAACGAGUUAGAGGAGCAGAUUUCCGAAAAGAAUAAAACUAUAAAAAUGUUGCAGUUACGAUUAGCAGAUAUGAAGAAGACACUUCAGCAAGAACUGAGAACACCUGGCAAUCCAAGCUAUCACAGUGAUCUGUUGGAGAAUAAUACUGCAGCGAUAUUGACACCUACACAGAUUUCAACGCGAACAUUACCAAACAUAGUUAAAAGAGACGACGAGGAUGUCAACUUUAAGUACCUGAAGCACGUUGUGCUGAAAUUUUUGACCAGCAGGGAGUAUGAGGCCCAACAUCUUAUUAAGGCCAUAUCAACUUUGCUAAAGUUUACGUCUGAGGAGGAGAAACUAAUACAGGAUACUUUGGAAUGGAGAAAAUCCUGGUUCGGCAGCAAACCAAAAUAUCCCGGCAAUACAAAAUCGAAAAACGUGACCAGUUGAUGGAUGCUAUGGAGUACUUACACAUUCUGGGAUACUUAGAUGUACAGAUAAAGGGUUCAUGUCAUGGUUGCUAAGGUUAGUGGAAUUCAGUAAAACAUGAUCUUUGUCUUGGAUGUAUACAGGGACCGUCAGAAAAUAGUGAAAACUUGCAGGAAGUUCGUGAGUGACAGAGUUCAGUAGAGCUUCGAGAAGAUAUCAUCAACCUUGUUUUGUCAAGAAAAUGGAGCAAUUGUACAGUAUUUCCGUGAUUGAGAACAUUUUGGUGUUGAAACUCUAGCAAACGAAUAAAAUCUUGUGAUAUUGAUGUCGUUUUCUCUGACGGAUCUUGUUAAAGGAGAUUGUACCAUAAUUAUAUGACUGAUUUGUUUGGCUAGUCAAUUAGCAUACAUAUAUUCAAGAAGGUUCCUACAGAUAAAAGUUAAAAUUGAGAUAUAACUUUUCGAAAAGACUUAGAAUAGUUAUCAUUUUGACACAUCUUCCGUUCUUCUAUGAAAUACGUGUAUUAUACACACAUUUCAAUUAGAGCAUCUAGCCUGCCUAUAAUUCUCAGCACAACCAAUAGUCAUACAGUGCUUUUUAAAAAGGUACCUCGCGAUUUAUUGUGUGUAUGGGUCAAGUUAGCAAGAUACAAUUCAGGGUGUGACGUCAUCCAAAUGUUAAAAAAUCACGUAGUACGGUUAACCGCCUAACGUAGGUGAGGUACUAGCUGGUGGCAGGUCUUAUGUCAAUGUCGUUUAAAAACAGACAUUUGAAUUGAAAAUUUGUCUUCGCAGUGCCGAAAAUUGAUGAUUAAAUCAUAAAUCAAGAAAAUAGAUGGACAGGUCCACCUGAUUUUAAAUGAUCAAGGAGACUAUGCGGUCAUUGUAAAUACAGGAACCGCAUUCGUCAUAUCAAACGGCUGAUUUCAUUGAUAUAGGCAUUGCACAAAAAACUUGCGCCAUCUAACCACUCCCGAACUUGAAACUGUCAAAACGGGGGCGUAAAUUCCAUCUGUCCCCGCUACGUUCACUACGGGAUCUCGCGAAAAAAUCGUUAAAGUGGCCGAAUGUCAAACGUGAGCAUUUUUGUUUAUUGAUUCGCUCAUAACUCAACAACUAACCAUCUAUCUGAAUGAGUGAAUGAAUAAAUUAAAGCGUCAGGUUAAGAAAACCCCUCAAAAAAUGAAUCUUCCAUAAUCAAACGUCUAAAUUUAAAAAAAUUGACAGCCUGCAGAUUUUUUAAUGAUAUGUUUAUAUUCUAUUAUAUAUCCGGAUAAACUUUUCCAAUAGAUGAAGAUAUAACAUACUAUAAUUUGAUGAUCUCGCCUUGUAUUCCACUUAAAAAAAGUUCCAUUUUGGAGUAUUUUCCCAAAUGGAAAGGUUGGUUAUGUAAUACUUCAUUUAUAUUCUAAGGAUAUAAAGCACUCAUAAGGAUUUUCAAAAUAACAUGACCCCUUAUGCCAAAUGUAACAAGAUGACGCCCAGCAGCCAUUUCGAAAUUUUCAACUGUAUCCCAUUGUCUAGCUGAAUCAAACAACGCAUUUUCUAUGCCAGAAUAUAGUAUGCAUCAAUUCCAUCACCCAGAAUUUCAGCUUGCUAACUUGAUCCGCUAAAGAUAUACGCAAUCUAUACGCACUCUUUUAUGAUUGAUUAAUUUAUAAGUACCUGGGUUGUAAUGAAAGCAUUUUAAAAAUGAAAAUCCCUGUCAGAAAAAACGAUAAUUAUUCAUGCUUUCGACAACCGCUGGUUUUUUGUACGUAAACAGCGAUAACCCUUCAUAACCCAGGACAAGCCAUGAAAAAAUAUACAUUCAGACUGUAGGAACCAUAAGCUUCAAAUUAAGCACUAAAGGACUAGUAUUUUCAAAGUUUUGUUGUGCAUAGCUCAUCUUCCAAAAAUUUUAAGUGAUCAUAGCUUUAAGAUUAAAGAUAUAUACAUGGAUUAAGUAAAAUGUAUGCUUGGUAUAUCAUGGCCUUCAAAAGUAUUUCAAGUACGAAAUUGUAUGGAAAUCGUUAAAUAUUAUAUGUACAUAUUUGUAAAUAAUUUGUUGCGGCGUACAUAUUUAUACACAUUUUCCAAUGAUAAUAUAUAUUAUUUUGUAUUUAUUUGAAAUAAAUCUAUAA